Megalobrama amblycephala (Wuchang bream) is the source of this 6263-nucleotide messenger RNA. It is a transcript of the gene nptx2a, whose product is annotated as neuronal pentraxin 2a. The coding region runs from base 446 to 1750 and encodes 434 amino acids. The transcript has 5 exons. Lineage: Eukaryota; Metazoa; Chordata; Actinopteri; Cypriniformes; Xenocyprididae. The record is from RefSeq and is a predicted model, not a curated record.
CUGAGUGUGUGAAGAGAGUUAAAGCUCUGACAGUCGGAAUUUAACGGCAGAAAGCUCUGGAAAUCGCUCUCCAUUUGGACAGCUACUUGUUUUUGAGUGAUAUUUAGUCAAAGUGACAGUUUUACGCGUCUGUAAGAAGGACUCCAACAGUUUGUUUUACAUAUUUACUGACUGUGUGAAGACAGCAGAAGUGCGCGUUUUACUGGGAAAAGCUUUGGGUUUCAAUGCUAGUUACAGCAAAUAUCUGUUGUUUCGGUCUUACACUUGUUUUUGAGUGAUUUCUGUCGUGGAGCUCUAACGGUUUUCAUUAUUAUUUAAAUAACACACAUUUUCAAAGAUCUGUUUCUAUUGUGGAAUUUCGUUCUUUCGACACUAAGCGUCAUUUUUUGUCCAACUAACUGAACUGACACACGUUAUAUGCGUUUUGAAGAGAGAAACGGUCGUAAUGAGAGUUCUCUUCGUGGCAUUGCUGUUUGUAUACGCGUCAGGGAGCGGGAAAGUGGCUGGCGCGAGUGGCGCGAAAGGAAACCGCUUCGUGUGCACGGCUGUGCCCGCGGGCACCGACCUCAGUUGCCCGGUGGAAGCGACCAACCGGGUCCAAAGCACUAGUCCGCAGGAGGAAGAGUUACGGAAUACUAUCAUCCAGCUUCGAGAGACCAUCCUGCAGCAGAAGGAAACUAUCGUCAGUCAGCAGGGCACCAUCAAAGAGCUCAACUCCAAACUCGCGCGCUGCGAGGCUGAAGCCAAGACGCGAGGCAGCGCGCGCAGGAAGGAUUAUAGUAAAAACACGAUGGGCGAUCUGCCGCGUGACCCCACCGAAACUGUGGAGCAGCUGGGAAAGACCAUGCAGAGCCUGAAAGACCGACUGGAGAACCUGGAGCAGCAGCUGCGUACCAACACAUCAGGUGGAGCAUUUCCCAGCGAGCUGAGAGACCUGCUGAAGCGGCGUCUGAGUGACCUGGAGAGCCAGCUGCUGACCAGAGUGGCCGAACUUGAGGAGGAAAAGAGCCAGCUGUACAACGAGACAACCGCUCACCGUCAGCGCACAGAGAACACCCUCAACUCACUGCUGGAGAGGAUCACCGAGCUGGAGAAAAGUAACAAUGCAUUCAAAUCUCCAGAGGACUUUAAGGUGUCUCUGCCGCUGCGCACCAACUAUCUGUACGGCCGCAUAAAGAAGAGUCUGCCAGAGAUGUACGCCUUCACUGUGUGCAUGUGGCUCAAGUCCAGUGCCAGUCCUGGAAUCGGAACCCCCUUCUCUUACGGUGUCCCGGGACAAGCCAAUGAGAUUGUGCUGAUAGAGUGGGGAAACAGCCCCAUGGAGCUUCUCGUCAAUGAUAAGGUCGCUCAGCUUCCCCUCUCCGUGAGUGACGGGCGCUGGCAUCACAUCUGCAUCACCUGGACAACCAGAGAUGGCUUCUGGGAGGCUUAUCAGGAUGGAGAGAGACUAGGGACCGGAGAGAACUUGGCCCCCUGGCACCCAAUUAAACCUGGAGGAGUCAUUAUCCUCGGCCAAGAACAGGACAUCGUAGGUGGGAGAUUUGACGCCACUCAAGCUUUCGUAGGAGAGUUAAGCCACUUCAACAUGUGGGACAGAGUCCUGCGUCCUAUAGACAUCUCUGCUAUGGCCAACUGCUCCGCCUACAUGCCUGGCAACGUGGUGCCAUGGGUCGAUGGCAACGUGGAGGUAUUUGGCGGUGCCACAAAAGCAGCAUUGGAGAUUUGUGAAGACCGACUCUUUGAUUCCUAAGGACACGUCAGUGAGUUUGGAAGCGUACUCGUUAUAGAGGUAACACGUGUCUCAAUAUUGCUCUGGCAACUUACAGAGAGACAAAGACAGAAACACAUGUUUACAUAUUUUCACAUAAUGGAUUAUUUCAUCCUUUAUUCUGCUUUAUGUUUGUUGAGACUUUGCUAUCUGACUGACCAAUAACUAAAAUGACUGUGAUUAAUAAGAAAAAUAAAAUAAAUAAAUAAAAAUCAGUCUGCACAUUCAAGGUCAGAAUAGAGUAUUUGUGACUCUAGCUGAAGCAAAACUUUCUUGUUGAUAUUAUAUAUAUAUAUAUAUGCUUUUCUCUGUGUUGCGUCCUUCAAAACAUUUUCUCUCCACAAAGUCAUGGGUAUUUUAAGAUCUACAGUAAAAGAUGGAUUUUUGCUUUGAGCUUUUAUGUUGUGUAUAUGUUGGUGCCCUUCAAAUACUGAGGGAAAAAAAAUAAACUGCAUAGUUUCAUCAUGAGCUUUAUGAAACAUGAAUGAAGGAGCUAGUCUGUGACUUUGUCCAUACGGGGAGGUAUUCAGACGGAAGUGUCUUUAUGUCUGUGAUCCAGAGAUUAGUUGAGGGAACAUUCACAUUUUUUUAAAUCUUCUGCCAUCUUGAGCAGAUCUGCCAUCCAGAAACCUUAAAGUAGCAAAGCUGCCGAGGUCUGACCCGCAGCUCUCAGAAGCCCCCAGGGGAAUGGUCUGGCUGCAGGACAGGACGGUCUGGCUGAAGGGCUUCUCCUUAUGAAGCUUGUUUGAUUUCAUUCAGUUUAUGAAUUCCAAAUGUAAAAAUGUGGUGUCUAUGAAAUGUUUAUGAAGGAUUUUGACAUGUGCAGAACAUGGCGUUAUGAGAUUAACUAUGAGCACUAUACGGGGAAUGUGUGUUAUAUUUUUUUUAAAUAAUGUUUUAUUGUGUCAGGGUUUUUUUUAACUACCUGUUUAGACCCUCGCACAAAGCACUGGGGGAAAAAUGAGACUAUUUUCUGUGGAGAUUAAACGAAGCAACAAAGAAAUACUGACUAAUGAGGUCGAAAGCGCUUGCACUUGUUUAAAGCGCAUGAAUGUCGAGAAGUAUGAUUUAUCUGACAGUCUGAUGCUACAAAUGGGUGUAUCUCACGAAACCUGUCGAAAACAUGCCCAGGCCAUCUUUCCUUCUGAAAUCAAAAGGACAAAAAAUUUGAAAUGAUAUUUUGCAUAUGAAAGUUAAGCCUGUUACUUUAAAUUUUAUUAAGCACAUUUUUUUCAUUGUAAAAUUAUUUUCAUGACAAUUAAGCAUUUCCGUAUAUAUAUAUAUAUAUAUAUAUAUAUAUAUAUAUAUAUAUAUAUAUAUAUAUAUAUACAAGGCAUUGUUAGCGCACACAGUAUGAAGACGAAGAAGUUUGCUCUUCAUUUUGAAGUUUGUUUGCUUUUGUCGCAUCGCACCGCACCGCACCGUUCACGUCCGGUGUAGAGUAGACAUGGUGUUUUGGUGUUUAAAACUUUAUUUAUUAAACAAAACACCUUGGAAUAAAUGGGGUAAAGACAAGAAACAAAGGACCACACUGCAUGUAAAUGAUAACUGACAAGGGACUGAAGUAAACUGUGGGUAUGAUGCUGCCUUCACAUGCUCUCGGAAUUAUCGUAAAUACGAGUUUCCUAGGUAAAAAUUACACAUGAAAGCCCUCCCAUUUCGACUUCAUACGUGGGAAUUAUCAAAUUUCCGAUAGCACUGAAGGUAGCAUAAAUACACAGGGCAAACAAAGGAACUAAACUAGACACAGGUGACAGCAAUAUAGAAACAAACAAGGACAUAUUCUGCAUUUACACCAUGUCAUAAUUACGAGAUGACAACACGUGAUGUUCUUACUCAAAGCUGUUCAUGUCCUCAGACUGGGGAGUCUGAAAUUGCAUACUCUCAAGUAGGUACUUAUUUUGAAUAACAGGGUUUUUUCCUGGAUCAAAACAAGGCAGAGGUGGUAAAAUCCUUAAUCCCUCUAGGGGGUUCCGGGGCAUUCCAUUUGUACAUUUUAAAGAUAAAUUCAUUAAUCUGGUGCACUUUGUUCAAAAUAAAGAGCUCCAAGCCAUGUUCAGUGUCCAAACUGAACAAAGAAAAAGUCUGUGGCCAACUGCCCGAUGAUAUUCUCUGAUUUAGAGAUCUAGAAUUACAUUUCUUUACUCCCUUCAAACUUAAAUUGUCACAGUUUCAUUACAUCAUUGUUGAAAAAACACACUUAUCAGAAUAAUUUCUGUUAGUUAAACUUGUGUAAAGUUUUAGUUAAAGCUGUUAAGUUAUAAAGCAAUAUCCCAUGUAGGGUUUUUCCUUUGCGUUUUAUAUAAUGACCAUUAGGGGGUGCUGUAGGCACAUGUUUUCCUUGAUUGGUUUUCCCUGAAGAGAAAUACGUUCAGUUGAAAACGAAAGUAAAAGAGUGAAGCACGUUCGUUGUCUUUAUUAAAAUCAACACAUAAAUGAUUUAUCUCUCAUCAACCCGCAAUUAAUUGGAAUGUUAUUUUUUUAUUACUUGGCCUGCCUGACACGUGGAUUAUCCACAGUAUCCACGGAUAUAACCGCGAUCUGCGCAUCACGAAAACACAGUUCCUCGCAACAGAACCAUGUAGGUGGAAAAGGGGUAUCUGGCCUGAGUUUUGUCAACAGCUAGUGGCGGCACAAAAUUUGACGGAGGCGGCCGCCUCGUAAUUCUCUAUGCAGGGAAACACUGAAUAAGUAUUUACUUUGUUCUAUAAAGUAUGAAUGAGUGUAGUAUGAAUGUAAACCGAACAUACUACAUCUGCCAUGCUGUCAUUAUCAUGUGACCUAUCAGUGUCAGUUGCGUCGCUUUACUGCCCUUCCUAAAUCCUCUCCCGUUGGCCUCACAGGAUAGUAAAGUAUGCACACUUCAGAAUCUCGCCGGAAAUAGUAGGUCAUCCGGGUACUUUUUGCCUACUCGUUUAUGAGUACUGUGAAUUCAGACACUACUUUUUUGCCUAGUAUAUAGUACGGAAGUUUGCGAUUUUGGAUGCAGCCUAUGAAUUAUAGGCAUGUUCGGUUUAAUGCUGCACUGCACAGACCAAUCAGUGUCUGAUAAAAACAGUAUUAAAAUAAUUCCAAUAAAGUGAGUCACCCUUGAUAAUGAGAAUUACAAACAAAAAAAAAUCAAAAGUAAAGUAAAAUGUCUGAAAAUGGGAAAUGUGCUUAAUAUAAAAAUAAUGACACCCAAAAAAAGAAGGAGAAGAAAAAAAUAGUAAAGGUCCUGAAAACAGGCUGUUAUGACCUGGAUAUGUUUUCGUGAGAUUCUUUACUGAUUUUAUUUGUGCUUGAUCUAUUAAUGACGACUUCUUCAAAUUGUACAUUUGUGUUGAAGUAGAGCAGUGCAAUAGAUAUGGGACACUUUAUGUAAAUGUGGUCCUCUGCAUCUUUUCUGUGUUCUCACAUUCAAAUGCACCGCUGGGCCUGUCGGUCUCACUCCGUCUCGCUGUGUUACGUGGAUGUUUUCAUUUCAUCUUUCAACUUGUUGUGCACAAAGGCCAGAUCAAAGUCUGUGAAAUUCACCGUGGUGCAGCGUUCUUACACAAUAGACACUAAUAAUGCAUUAGUGUGUUUCCCUUGUUGACACGUGUUUGUAUUUGGGCUACUAGAGCUCUACUGCUCUACUGAAAUGCACUGGAAUGAUAUAAAACACGUUUGAAUACUCAGUUUCUUUCAUUUGAAUGUAAUCUACUGCUAUUUUGUGUCAUAAAUGUACUUAGAGAAACAAAACCUCUUAUGUAAAUGAAUUUUGAGCUGUUAUGCUGCCUUCAGGUCCUGAUGAAUCAUCAUAUGCUGAGUGAUGUACAAUGAUGUCGCAAUGGGAACCUCCUAAUUUGCAGUGAGUGUAAAUUUAAGAAUCAUGGCGGAAGCUAAUUUAUGUUGGCCAUGAUAAGUAAUUGUAAAUGUUGUCUGCACUGCAUGUGCAUAAUUUUGUUGAUGAAGAAUAGCAAUAAAGUUUGGCCGAUGUAUUCCCAUCUGAUGCUAAAUUCCCAUCAUUCUCUGUGGCAGCACAGGAGUGAACAGAUGAAGCAUCAAUUAGACACCUAAUGUGCAUCAUUUGCUCUUCAUUAGUUUCCUGUCUUUAUCGGGAAUUGAAAGAGAGAAAGAAACUUCAAAUUGUCUAAUGAGAACAUGUUAUUCUGACCAAUUACCAAACACACAAUGAAACGUCCCAGGAGGACUUGAAGGCAGCAUUAGGGCAAAAUGAUUGUUUAUAACCUGAUCUGAUUUUGUUUCAGAAUGUAACAUGAUAUUUUUGUCCAAAAAUGAAUGGCCUUUUCUGAGCACCAACUGUGCUUUCUGGGUUUUUCAAGGAUUCAACACCUAAUGUAAGACCAUGGUGUGAAAUGUUAAACCGAGGAAAAUAACUGCUGAAAAAAAUGGGUUUAAUGUGAAAUCUCUCUUUCCUCGCAUACAGAGCAACCUUGUUUUGUUGUUCAGCAUGGAGGAACAGUUGAAUGUCCUUCUUCAACCAAUAAAUGAUUCUGAAAACCACACAUCA